This is a messenger RNA of Rhodofomes roseus, 1566 nucleotides long. RefSeq names its product MFS general substrate transporter. NCBI's taxonomy places the organism in Eukaryota, Fungi, Basidiomycota, Agaricomycetes, Polyporales, Fomitopsidaceae. Bases 1 to 1566 code for a protein of 521 amino acids. Gene Ontology annotation, molecular function: transmembrane transporter activity. Gene Ontology annotation, biological process: transmembrane transport. The transcript is spliced from 6 exons. Gene Ontology annotation, cellular component: membrane. The record is from RefSeq and is a predicted model, not a curated record.
AUGCGCGCACAAGACUCCCUCGAGAAGGCAUCCAUCGACUCAAAGGACGAGAAGAAGGGCAACGUCCACGUCGCCCUCGUCACCGACCAAGUCGACACCGGUGCGGCCCUCGUCGCUGGCAAGCAUGUCGAUAUCACGCCCGAGGAAGACCGCCGCCUCCGCCGGAAGAUCGACCUGCAUCUCAUGCCGCUCAUGUGCGUUCUGUACUGGAUCCAGUUCAUGGACAAAACCACGCUGGGCAGCGCCGCCAUCCUCGGAAUCAAGACCGCGACGCAUCUCACGACGAACGAGUACAACUGGCUCGGCACGAUCUUCUACCUCGCGUACCUCGCCUUUGAGUAUCCGCAGAACCUCGCGCUGCAGCGGUUUCCGGUGGGCAAAUGGAUGAGCUUGAACAUCUUCGUGUGGGGUGUUGCGCUCUGCAGUCACGCUGCGUGCAAGAAUUUUGGUGGUCUCUUCGCGUGCCGCUUCAUCCUCGGUAUAUGCGAGGGCUCCAUCACCGCCGGCUUCAUGAUCGUCACCAGUAUGUUCUACACGCGCAAGGAGCAGACACUGAGAGUCGGGUAUUGGUUCUUGAUGAACGGCACUGCGCAAAUUGUCAUUGGCUUCAUCUCUUUCGGAACGCUGCGCAUCAAGACGGGCAGCUUCGAGCCCUGGCAAUGGCUGGUCAUCAUCACCGGCAUCCUCACGCUGAUCACCGCGGCAUGCUUCUUCUUCAUGUUCCCCGACUCCCCGACGAACGCGUGGUUCCUCACCCCCGAGGAGCGCGUCAUCGCCGUGCAACGCCUGCAGGCGAACCAGACGGGUGUGGAGAACAAGCGGUGGAAGCGCGAGCAGUUCAUCGAGGCGCUCACCGACCCGAAGACGUGGCUCUUCGCGCUCUUCUCCGCGUUCGACAACGUGCCGAACUCGCUCACGAACCAGCAGCAGCUCAUCAUCGCCAACUUCGGCUUUACGACGCUGCAGACGACCCUCCUCGCGAUGGUCAACGGCUUCGUCGAGAUCACGACCAUCUUCACGGGCGUGAACCUCGCCGCGCGGUUGCCCAACUCCCGUGCGUACGUCGGUACGGUAUACUUCUUGCCGACCAUCCUGGGUAUCCUCCUCGUCAACCUCCUUCCAUGGAGCAACAAGAUUGGACUGCUGUUUGGCCAGUGGUUGACUGGCAUCAGCACGACCGCGUUCGUUCUCGCGCUGUCGUGGCUCACGAACGUCACUGCGGGGCACACCAAGAAGGUCACCGUGAACGCGAUCAUGCUGAUCGCCUACUGCGUCGGCAACGCCGCAGGCCCGUUCAUGUGGCAAGCGAAGUACGAGCCCCGCAACCACGUCCCCUGGCUGAUCAUCGGCAUCUGCUACGCAACCUGCAUGGUGCUCCUCAUGCUGAUCCGGGUCCUGCUCGCGCGCGAGAACCGCCGGCGCGACGCGGAGCCGCGCGACACGACGUACGACGACGUGUACGUCGAGGUCGUCCUCCCCGACGGCUCGCGCGUCGAGCGCAAGGUCGAGAAGGAGUACCUGGACUUGACGGAUAUCCAGAACCGGGACUUCCGGUAUGUCCUGUGA